AUGUCACCGUAUUUAGUGGCAUUUGUUGUGGGAGAACUUGAGUAUGUACAGACUUCUUCGAGAAGCGGUACAACCAUAAGAGUGUAUACGGUACCUGGAAAGAGAAGUCAGGGCACAUAUUCUCUGGAUUUGGCCGCAAAGGCAAUCGAUUGGUACAACGAUUGGUUUGGAAUAGAUUAUCCCUUACCGAAAUGUGAUCUCAUUGCUAUUCCUGACUUCAGCAUGGGGGCUAUGGAGAAUUGGGGACUGGUUACGUACCGUGAAGUCGCUCUCCUAGUUGAUCCGACUAAAUCAUCAACUCGUCAGAAAGCACGCGUCGCUCUUGUCGUAGCGCACGAGCUGGCUCACUUCUGGUUUGGAAACCUUGUAACCAUGAAAUGGUGGACAGAUCUUUGGCUCAAGGAAGGAUUUGCAACAUUCAUGGAAUACCUAUUUGUCGGUUACAACUGCCCAGGAAUUCAAGAUCUGGGAGCUUUUUGUUAA
This is a messenger RNA of Cooperia oncophora, 483 nucleotides long. NCBI's taxonomy places the organism in Eukaryota, Metazoa, Nematoda, Chromadorea, Rhabditida, Trichostrongylidae. The record is from the annotation of a GenBank genome assembly.